GAGACUAGCUCUGAAGUGUCCGUGCCAUGACGUCCAGCAUGGCUUCAGGGACUGACCAGAAGGAGCUGCAGAGAAUCUCGUCAGAGCUGCAAAGUCUGACGGUCCACAGAGAUCAGCUCAUCAACAGACUGCACCUACUGGACAUGCUGAAGGAGUUCCGGCAGAAAGCAGGAUACCAUGUGGAAGCAGGUAAUCCUGGCGGGGAAAAAUCGACUGACGAGUACGAGAAGAUCGAGCAGGAACUCAAGCAGCUUUCUGAAAGGAAAUUAGAGCUGCAGGCUUUACUAGAGAAGCUGGAGGGAGGCGUAUCAUGUGACACUUUAACUAUCACGCAGAAAGACGAGCUGAGCAGUGAUGAGAUAUUUACUGUGGAGAGACCGCCGUCCUAUCCAGCUCCUCAGGUGAUUACAGACAUGAACAAUCUCCCACGACAUUCAUCACAGAUCCUGUGUCCUCACUGUCAACAGUACGUCACGACAGAGGUCAGAACAGUGAUCGGGAACACCACCUGGCUCGUGUGUCUGGCCUGCAGUUUCCUGUGCUGCAUCGCCGGCUGCUGCCUCCUCCCCUUCUGCAUCAGCAGCUUCAAAGACGUGCAGCACAAAUGCCCCAAGUGUCGCAGCCUCUUACACACCUGCACCAACAUGUAAGGAACAGGAAGACUAAUAAAAAAAACGAGUCUGCUGCAUGACCGGCUGCAUGGAGGUGUGUAUGUGUGUGUGUGUGUGUGUGUGCGCUCCAUGAAAAAGAAACACUGUGGAUCAAACUGAUCCGUGGUGAAGGGAACGAAACAGACGUUUUAAUGACACAGAGGGAUAUAUGUACAGUAACAAUAUCUACAAUGUUAAGCUCAUUUUUUUACACUGGCACAUGAUAGAAAAAAAGAAUAAAUAUUUUUUAUGUGCAGAAAAGAAAAGCGACAAAAUGAAUAAGCAAAGCUAACACUGAAAAUGGAGUACCCUAGGUUCCAGUAUACACUAGCGCUUGUGCGAUCGGAGAUGGAUGCAUUACAACAGGGCUGGGUGGUGGUGGUGGUGGUGGUGGGUCUCUAUAAUAAGGAUGAAACCUGUCUCAGAUCCCACUGUAGAACCUUCUGGACUUUCACUCAGUGCCUCAGUUUUCAGGAAGCCAUUUCAAGCCAUUCAUCUCCUGACUAUAAAUUAUUCCACAGCUUUACUCUGGUCUGAAAAGAAUUCAGAGCAUUUUUUAGAACCGUAUUGUUUGUCUUUUUGUACUUUCUGUGUGAUGAAGACACUCUGUCUCUCUGUCCUUGCACUUCCUGUUGAAACGAGAUCGUUGUUGAUCUUUGUGGUUAAAAGCAUGAUGUAACGGUCAAAGGGAAUGUGUGAAUAAGCCGAUGAAUAAUGCAGCACCUAAAUUAACAGUUUUGCUCAUAAGUUUACACACCCCUUGGUGGAAUGGUAAACAAACCGUGUUGUGUUUUUGUACAUAGCAUUUCUUUAUUUAUU
This is a messenger RNA of Hemibagrus wyckioides, 1469 nucleotides long. RefSeq lists its product as uncharacterized. Gene Ontology annotation, molecular function: zinc ion binding. The record is from RefSeq and is a predicted model, not a curated record. Bases 27 to 650 code for a protein of 207 amino acids. The transcript has 5 exons. NCBI's taxonomy places the organism in Eukaryota, Metazoa, Chordata, Actinopteri, Siluriformes, Bagridae.